This is a messenger RNA of Plasmodium malariae, 627 nucleotides long. RefSeq names its product GINS complex subunit Psf3, putative. The transcript has a single exon. Gene Ontology annotation, biological process: mitotic DNA replication initiation. Lineage: Eukaryota; Apicomplexa; Aconoidasida; Haemosporida; Plasmodiidae. The coding region runs from base 1 to 627 and encodes 208 amino acids. Gene Ontology annotation, cellular component: GINS complex. The record is from RefSeq and is a predicted model, not a curated record.
AUGAACGAAGAAAUAAUUAAAAAUAUAAAAUUAAAUAAUAAUUUUUUAGAGUUUGAAGAAAUAAUAAAAGACAUAAACACACCAUUUAGAUUUAUUGACUUAGUAGAAAUACCAUGUGUACCUUUGGUUGACAUAUAUGGGUUAUCUCUCCUAAGUAAUGAAGCAUAUUUAGAAUAUAAGAGUGGUUUAAGAGAAGAUAAAUUAAUAGCUGACGAUGAAAUUAGGUUAACUUUAUUUUUUGCAAUAAAAUUAUAUAAAAGAAAUGUUAUAAAAAUAAAGUUUCCUUCAUAUUAUGAUAUAAUCGAGACCUUAAAAUUUGAUCCAGUGUCUGUAACUAUUGGACUAUUUAAUCAAUUUUAUUUCGAAACUGCAUAUGAGCUAUGUAAUAUAUUACCUGCCAGUGAGUGGCCUUCCACAAAUUUUUACGAUAUAUUAAGAAAAGCAGAAAAAACAAGAAUGCAUUUCUUAAUUAACAACAAAACGAAAUUAAAUUCAUAUUUUUUAGAAGGUCUUACAAACAAAGAAAAAAAAAUUUACAAGUAUUUUCUUGAAGGUACUUCAAAAGAAAGAGAGGUACUCAAUAAAGAAACAACUUUAUUUUAUUUUUAUGAAAAAGAAAAAUGUUAG